AUGGAGUACCAACAAGAGGGUUGGCAGCAACACGAGGUUGCUGACCAGUUCCCGAAUGGACUGCAGCAGCCAGGCGGUGACCAGGCUGCGCAGCAGUACGGACAGGCCGACAGCCAGUUCGUUCAACAUACCAGUGAUGAUCACCAGCAGCAUCACCACAGCCAAACUCAUUAUACGGUGGACGACGCAGAUUGCUCAACAGACGACGGAGACAGAACGCUGUCCUACAUGAGGAAAGGAACAUAUGUUGGUGAGGGGAAAGACUACUGGCCUGCCGCUUACUCUGGUCAUCCAGGCGAUCAGGCGGGGGGCUUCACGCAACUUCGGAGGCACUCAGCCGCAGAAGGAGGGCGGCCGCGUAUCAGAUCGAUUCUGAAAAACAGGGCCAGCGUCGACGAAGAACCACGACCAAAAAAGUUGAGCAUCUCAUUUGCUCCAGACCAGGCCGAGAGCGACGCCGCUGCCCAUCCGAUCUUCGCAGGUUGGCGGAACAGGUCUUUCGUUUUCUCGGAAGAGAAGAAUGGCUACGUCGAUCUCAUGAACACCAACGGGCAGCCGGAAGAUAUUGUACGGCUAGAUAGAAAUGCUUCGGUAAAUAGAACGAUUGUGGACGAGAUUCAAGACAAGCUACGUGCAAGGAAGCUUUCGACCAUCAGCGUCCUCUGGGAAAGAUACAAGAGCCAUGGCAACAUGGGAGACAAGGCCGAAGGCUGGGCACCAAACAUGGGCAUGCCACGUGUGGCUAUGUCGCAUCUUCCUGCGCGGUAUCACGUUAAGUACCCUGGCGGUGCACCCCGGCCGACGACAUGCGGCACCUGCAGCUUCUGUGCUUGA
Molecule: messenger RNA, 834 nt
Organism: Neospora caninum
Lineage: Eukaryota; Apicomplexa; Conoidasida; Eucoccidiorida; Sarcocystidae
Exons: 3
Coding region: 1-834 (277 amino acids)
Source: RefSeq, a predicted model, not a curated record